This is a messenger RNA of Nothoprocta perdicaria, 7150 nucleotides long. It is a transcript of the gene PLA2R1, whose product is annotated as phospholipase A2 receptor 1. Gene Ontology annotation, molecular function: signaling receptor activity. The transcript has 30 exons. NCBI's taxonomy places the organism in Eukaryota, Metazoa, Chordata, Aves, Tinamiformes, Tinamidae. The record is from RefSeq and is a predicted model, not a curated record. Bases 182 to 4363 code for a protein of 1393 amino acids. Gene Ontology annotation, cellular component: plasma membrane; signaling receptor complex.
GCCAGCACUGACCGUACAGCUUCAAAGAAAGCUCAGAAGUGAAGGCCUAAGCUCCUGCAGGGUUUCUGACACAACGCUUGAUAAAGGCGUAUUUAUUAUCCAAAGUGAGGACUCCAACCGCUGUAUUAAAGCAGAUACAGCUGGCCUUGUUCUAGAGGACUGCAGUCAACUCUCAAAGUACAUGCUCUGGAAAUGGGUAUCUAAUCGUCGUCUCUUCAACGUAGGCAGAAGUACCUGUUUAGGCCUGAACAUCAGCAGGCCAGAACAGCUGCUAAGUUUGCUCGAGUGUGAUUCAACUCAGUACUCGCUGCGGUGGUACUGCGAUGGGAGAGCGCUAGUCGGAGUAUCGGGGUACAAGCUGGCUGUGGAAAACGGCAAACGCGUUGUGGCAAAAAAGAAGUCCAGUCAUCAGUGGACGCAGUACUUGUCCUUCGGGGAAGACCUGUGUGAACAUCCAUUUCAAGAAACGUAUACAUUGCUGGGAAAUUCUUUUGGAUUCCCAUGCCUUUUUCCCUUUAAGUAUAACAACAAAUGGUAUUAUGAAUGUACAAGAGAUGGAAAAGAAUUUGACUGGUGUGCCACCACAAGUCAUUAUGAGCAAGAUGAAAAAUGGGGGUUUUGCCCAAAUGCUGAGAGUGGCUGUGACGUCUUUUGGAAGAAGAACCCCGACACGCACAUUUGCUACCAGUUCAAUCUGCAGUCCGCUCUCUCCUGGAGCGAAGCCCGGGUUAUGUGCCAGAUGCAAGGAGGAGAUCUGCUAAGCAUAGUGGAUGUCGAAGAGCAGAACUAUAUAAGUGACUUAAGUAGGCAGCUAAAUGCCACAGACGUGGUGCUGUGGACAGGCCUGAAUGAGCUGGAGGAAGACGCUGGCUGGCAGUGGUCUGAUGGAGCACCGUUAGUGUUUGUGAACUGGACACCAAAUACCUCUGAUGCACCCUUUAGUGAAGAACAUUGUGCAGUGAUAAAUUCGAAGUUUAAGUACAGCUGGCAAAGCUAUUUAUGUGAAUCUGGAUUGCCUUUUGUAUGCAAAAAAUAUUUAAAUAAGACACAGCAUGAAACAUUGGAUACGUGGAAAUACUAUGCUACUCGUUGUGAUGCUGGCUGGUAUCCAUACAAUCGCAACUGCUACAGACUUGGUAAAGAGGAGAAGAACUGGAGUGAUGCUUUUUUCUCGUGCCAAAGUGACAAUAGCAAGCUCAUUAGUUUAUCCUCCAUGGCAGAUGCAGAGUUGCUCCUUGACUUGCUUAAACAUGAAAAUGCAACAGAAACGUGGAUUGGAUUAUACAGCAAUAGCACUCCAGUUGUCUUUCAGUGGUCUGAUGGCACCCCAGUGAAAUUCUCAAACUGGCACAGCCAAGAACCAAAUAUCUUUCACAGUACAGGACAGCUCUGUGUUUCAGCACAAGGAUCAGAGGGACGAUGGAAAGUUAAAAAAUGUGAAGACAAAUUUUUUUAUGUUUGUAAAAAAGCAGGGGAAAUUGAUAAUGUCCCUUCUGAUGUGUCUUCAAGGUGUCCAGAGGGAUGGGAAAGACAUGGUGGAUUUUGUUACAAAAUCGACAGUACCCCUCGAAGUUUUGAACAUGCUUCCAGUGGUUAUUUCUGCCCACCUGCACUUGUAUCAGUAACAAACAGGUUCGAGCAAGCUUUUAUCAACAGUAUGAUCCAUAGCAUGGUAAAAUCUGAGAAAACUUAUUUUUGGAUAGGCCUGCAAGACCUUAAUAACACAGGGGAGUACUCUUGGCUCACUGUGGAGGGGAAGACUCGCUCCAUGAGUUACACAAACUGGAACAAGCACCAGCCACGCCAUUCUGGGGGAUGUGUGGCUAUGCGAGGAGGGAACCCUGUUGGUUACUGGGAGGUGAAAAACUGUAAGAACUUUGAAGCGAUGUCACUGUGUAAGCAAAAAAUCUCAUCCUAUGAGGAACCUGAGCUUACAUUUCAAAAACAUUUGAGCUCCUGCUAUUUUGGAUGGGAGUCAGACAGUAAUCUGCUCAGCUGCUACAAGAUAUUUCACAAUGAGAAAGUUCUGAUGAGAAGAACAUGGGAUGAAGCAGAAACGUUAUGCCAGGAUUUUGGAGGACAUCUUGCUAGUUUUACCCAUAUCUAUGAGGAGGAGUUCUUAAAUAAUUUAUUAUAUACCAUUUUUGAUAGGACAGAAGAGAGACAGUUCUGGAUUGGAUUUAAUAAAAGAAACCCAUUUUCUAAAGGGUCAUGGCAGUGGUCUGAUGGAACAGCGGUUGUAUCUUCAUUUCUGGAGAACAAGAAUGUUGAAGAUGACUCAAGAAACUGUGCUGUGUUCAAAGUAAAUAAGACAGUCUUUCCAGCACACUGCAAUGAGAGGCGUGAGUGGAUUUGCAAAAUAGCAAAAGGUGUUAAACCAAAGAAUCCAAACUGGUACAUAUCCGAACUUCCGUGGUCGUAUUACCAAGGAGCAGAAUAUCUUUUCCAUGUAAAUCCUGCAGACUGGACCAGCUUCGAGUUCAUCUGUGGCUGGCUUCGUAGUGGCAUAGCAACUAUAAAUUCUCCUGAGGAACAAGCCUUUAUUCAAAAUAAAAUUAAGAAGCUAUCGAACAGCGAUGUUCACUGGUGGAUUGGAUUGCAUGCAGAAAAUUCCAGUGAUGAAUUUCGCUGGAAAGAUGAAUCACCAGUAACAUACCAGAACUGGGAUGAAGGGCGAGGAAGAUAUCUGCCCAAACUAGGGAAAAGAUGUGGCUUCAUUUCAUCACAAACAGGACUCUGGGGUGAUGAAAAUUGUACCGUUUCUCUUCCCUGUAUUUGUAAACGUAAAUUUGCAUGGAAAAUUGAGAAAGAGAUUCCUAAAGACCAGAAUCACCAAGGAAUGUGUCCCAAAGGCUGGCUGCACUUUGGAGUCAAAUGCUUUCUGAUACAAAUCCCCAAAGAUCCUGACCACCUGAGAAACUGGUACUCUGCACAAGCCUUCUGCAGUAGAUAUGAUGGGUCACUUGCACUUCUUGAUGAUGAAAUGGAACAAGCUUUCAUAACAAUGAAUCUGUUUGGAUGGAAAACAAGUGUUUGGAUAGGUUUGCAGAGUGAGGAUUAUGAAAAAUGGGGGAAUGAAAAUUCUCCGACAUAUUCCAACUGGUCUCCAGUUGAUGUGGCCUAUAGACAUGGUUACAACAGUGCCAGCACUCAAGAGCAAGUUCCAUUAUGUGCGCUGGUAUCAAAUAACCCUAAUUUUUAUUUUACGGGAAAAUGGUACUUAGAAAACUGUCAGAAAAAUUAUGGUUUUAUCUGCCAAAAGAUUCAGGACACCUCCAGACAUGUAAUAAAUGCAUCUGAAAUGUACCCAAUGCCAGAGACUUUAGAAUAUGGAAACAAAACAUACAAACUCCUACGAGGGAAUUUUACCUGGUAUGCAGCUUUAAAAGCCUGCAUGGCAAAUGGAGCUGAGCUGGUCAGCAUCACAGACCGGUAUCACCAGUCUUUCCUCAUGGUCAUUGUGAAUCGACUGGGAUACAACCAUUGGAUCGGGCUGUUCACCUCGAAUAAUGGGCUUAACUUUCAAUGGUCAGAUGGGACGAAGUCUUUGUUUACCUCCUGGGAAGAUGAUGAGUCCCAGGCGUUUGGCAGCUGUGUUUAUAUUGAUACUUUGGGGCACUGGAAAAGCGCUAACUGUGAGCGACAUCUGCAAGGAGCAGUUUGCCAUGUACCACCUAAAAAGAAACUCGCUGACUAUAAAGGCUUAUGUUCAGAAAAAACUGUUCCCUGGAUCAAAUUCAAAAACAAUUGCUACAGUUUUUCCACAGUUCUGCACGGCACAAGUUUUGAUACUGCAUACGAGGUCUGCAGAAAUCAAGGAUCUAAUCUUUUAACUAUUCAAGAUGAGGAUGAAAAUGCCUUUAUUCUGGAAGAAUUGCAUAAUUUUGGUUAUUCUGUGCAAAUGGUUUGGCUGAACGUUCUGCUUGUAACAGACAAUGAGACAGUAUCCUGGUUUGAUGGUUCUCCUUUAAAUUAUUCCAACUGGGGCAUCAGGGAGCCUGAAUUUGACCAUCUCAAAGGGAAUUUCUGUAUCAGCUUGAGGACCACGGAUGGAAUAUGGCAGUUAUCUCCUUGCAGAGAAAAAAAGGGAUUUGUGUGUAAAAUGGAUGCAGAUAUCAAUGCAGCAGCAGUUUCCUCUCAAAAAACUUCGCACCAUGGGCUUGCAGCAGUAGCUGUUAUAGUAACGUUGGUGAUGCUGGCUGCUCUUUCCACUUUCUUGUGGUGCCUGUACAAGCAGAACAACAGGCUCUUCAGUAGGAUACUCUGGGUCAGAAAUGCCUAUUUUCCACAGAUUAAUUCUGAUGUUCCUGCUUUGGAAGAGAGCAUCCUUAUUUCUGAUUUUGAGAGAAGUGAGAACAAUUAGUUGUUCAGGAGGACCAGGCAAUCACUUCUUCCAUGCUAAAGACCGAAUUCUACAGGACAGCACAGUUCUUGAGCCAGGCACAACCUCAGACCAGCUCAUCCUCUCAGGGUUUUGGGUCAUGGACAAGCUGACAAGGGAAGGCAAAGAAGAUAGCUGAAUGCCACCAUGAGAGUGGGGAAUGUGAGAAGGAACCGCUGCCUGCUCCUCCCCUCCUGCGACUCGGUGCAGCCCCAUUUCUGAAGCUUCCCAAGGCUUGUGUUGGACGGAGAGGAGCAGAGAACCCAAUGGCCCUGCUCACACCAGCACUGGUCUUCACGUGUCCUCCAUACCCAGCGUGCUGGGGUCACCUCCACUAUCUGCUGCAAUGGAACAAAGCAGGGGGGACCUCAUUCUUGUUCCACAGGUGUUGGGUGUGCUAGACUUGCUCCCAUCCUGGUGGAUGGACAGGCGCUCUCGCAUGGCAGUGGUGCCCUGGGCCUAGGCGUGUGGAUCCUUCCGCAGAAUUAAGUGCGGAUAUGCUGGGGAGUCAUGGAGAGAUGGGCUUCCCUGGGAAGAGCCAGGAGCUCCAGCUGCUCCAUUGCCGUGCCACCUGGAAGCGUGCAUGUGGCCCAUCCUGCUCAAGCCACGGGGCACCCGGCAUUUGCUUCCAAUUUUUUCAUUCGGGGAUGCGUGGGCUGUAACGUUUUGAUUUUACACACUGCAGAGUCUGUCCAUGAACCAGCAUUUAAAAUUCAGCCCUGAGUUUAGGAACCCUGAAACAUCUUUCAGGGUUUUAUGGGACAUUUUUUUAAUAACACCUACUCCUUCUGCUAAAAGAACAAAGCUAUUUUUCAGACAGUGGAAUAUUGCCAGGUGGUUUUCCAAGCUCGUAGAGAGAGGAAGUCACUUCUGAUUUAGGUGUUUCAGAGUUUACCAAAUUAGUCUCAGCGUCUGUAUUUGGUAUUACAGAAUAAAUUAGCCGAGAUAUAAUGUCUUAUCCAAAAGUUAGUAUAUUCACCGGAGAUGCUUCCAGUGUCCUGUUAAAGAUUUAACUGUGAAAUCUUUUGCCUAGUUUAUGAUCAGAAAUUAUGCCCCAUCAACUACUUCUAAUCCUAGUUUUAGUCGGUAUCUCUUUGAACACAUUUGUUACGCGUGUUGCUGAAGUAAAUUGCCUUUACUGUUCACCUCCAGUAUUUCUGCAAGCAGUAUUAAUGUGCAUGUACUUAAUGUACAUUUGAGCCUCUACUUUAAAAAGUUAAGAAGGGUAUGUGGGAGAGCUGCCUUUGCAAUCCCAAAGGGUGGUUGUGUCUCUAGUCCUAGUGCAAUAAUUCAGGUUAAUAGACCACCAAAUGGAAUUCUUCAUGUUCCAUAAUCAUACUAAGGUGCUAAUGGAGCAGGCUUUCCUCUGAGAAAGCAACUAGAAUAUUUUUUUUUCUGUGAAAUUUCACUGAGAAAUUGUUCUUUAGGCAGAUGAUUCUGAAAGAUCCUGGUUCCAAGUCUAUGCAUUACCUCAGUGACAGUGGUCUAGGACAAAAACACUCUCUGUAUGGGACUGCUACCUCUUUAACCUUCUAGCCAUGUUCUUAAAAAACGCCUGAAAGGUUUGGGAGGAUUUUGAGUGUGAUGUGGGAUUUUUUUUUUUUCCUCCUGUAUGGAAGAACACAUUGUCAGUAAUGAAGUUUUACCUCAGAAGGGAAUUAUUGUCCCUUCGGCCAUCUCUAAAAGCUGCUGUGAAGGGCUGUGUUUACUGUAGGGUGUUCUCCUUGUUUAUUUUAAGAUUGCUCGUUCUGACAACUUUGCAAGAACAUGAAAAUGCAGGUACAUUUGUGACAAUUAAGCUAGCAGGCGAGGCCAACCGGAAUUGUUUUACAUCAUAUUUAUACCCAGGAAUGGCUUGCUUUUAGUUACAUGUCACGUGACUGUAUAAGCUGGCUAAUUUUAGAAACGGGAAAAUCGCUUAUUCAUGUCAUAAUUAUGCACAAGGCUAAUGUUAUUUUCUUGGUGCCUAGUAUAUUUUUGUGCUGGUUUACAGAAUUUAAAAUGAUGUCAAAGAGGCUAUGGAGAACUGGAAAUAUGGAAAAAUCCCAGUUUAAUUAUCAACUUAUUGUUUCCUGUAACUUUCAUGGAUGUAGUAGGUAUUGUACAUUCUUACUCUGAUGCUUCCCAUCAUAUAAAGCAUACAUAGCUUUUCUAUAUAUAUUUUCUCUAAUGGUUCCGUACAUUCAUCUUCAGUAGUGUUUUCAAAGUUUGGUCUUAAGCCUGUAACUGUUGGACUGUAUGCAAAGUCCAUUAUUAGACUUUGCAUAUUGCAGCUUUUUAUCAUCAGCAGGUUUUUACAUCAUCUGCUGUGAUAGCUUUGUUGUCCUCUCUCCUUUCCCUUGAAGAUUCGCCCUACUUAUCAUUUAUCUAUUCGCCCUGUAGUUGGAGGAGCUUAAACCAGCAUCUCUCCCUUCAUCACAUUCACUGACAAGUGCAAAUUCUGCCUUUUUUCAGCAGGGAGAGUGGGUUACAGGAUGUUUCCUGUUUCAGAGAGUGAGCUCAGAGGACAUGAGUGUAUCAGGCUAUACUGCUGCUACCAAAUUAUGCGUACUUUGUCAGACUUGCAUUUUGUGAAGGGCAGUAAAAACUUGUCAUAAGGCAUUUUAUCAAUUUUAAGGUAUAUUGCAAUCAUUUUAAUAUAUUUGAAAGGGCAUUUAUAUAAAAAUAACCUUACCCUCAAAAUAGUGAUUACUGCCUAACGUUAACUCUGAUGUAAAUAAUAUUAGGUUAAGGAAAAAAAAAUUGAAACAGUAUUUUCUUCAGACUUUG